GGGAGCUCUCCCGCAGAGCCGGGUCAGGACCCGAGCCCCCACCCCAUCCCCGCAGGCUGACCUGGGGACAGCAGCCUUCAGCACACAGACACUGCCAUGGCAUUCCUGGUCCACCUGCUGGUCUGCGUCUUCGGGAUGGGCUCCUGGGUGGCCAUCAACGGGCUGUGGGUGGAGCUGCCCCUGCUGGUGAUGGAGCUGCCUGAGGGCUGGCACCUGCCCUCCUACCUCACGGUGGUCAUCCAGCUGGCCAACAUUGGGCCCCUGCUGGUCACACUGCUGCACCGCUUCCGGCCUGGCUACCUCUCUGAGGUUCCCAUUAUCUUUGCCAUCCUGACCGUGGGCACCAUCACCUGCAUCCUCUUUGCCUUCCUUUGGAACAUGACCUCCAAGGUGCUCAGCGGUCACCACAGCAUCGCCUUUGUCGUCCUCACCUUCUUCCUGGCGCUGGUCGACUGCACCUCCUCCGUCACUUUCCUGCCCUUCAUGAGCGGGCUGCCCUCCUACUACCUUACCACCUUCUUCGUGGGCGAAGGCUUCAGCGGGCUCCUGCCUGCCCUAGUGGCUCUGGCCCAGGGCUCAGGUAUCACCACCUGCGUCAAUAUCACAGAUGCCACCUCAAGCCCUGUGACCACAUGGGAAACCCAUGGCACGCAGGGACCCAGCAGCCCCACAGUGUGGGCCCCUGCCAACCACAUGGAAAGCCGCUAUCUCCCUGCACGCUUCUCACCACUGGUCUUCUUCCUACUGCUGGCUGGCAUGAUGGGCUGUUGCCUCCUGGCCUUCUUCCUGCUCCAGCGUCGGUCCCGGGCCCAGCAAGGCUCCAUUGAGGACCUCCUCCAGUGCCAGGUCACUCUGCAUUCCAUCCGGCCACGUGACGAGAGAGACACAGGGCCCCUGGACCCGGAAGAGAGUAGCAAGGGCAAGGGGCACCUAGAGGAGAAGGUGGCUGCCCUGCACCCCGCACAGCUGGCCUUCAUUUACACGCUGGUGGCCUUCGUGAAUGCGCUCACCAAUGGCGUGCUGCCCUCCGUGCAGACCUACUCCUGCCUGCCGUAUGGGCCCGUCGCCUACCACCUGGCCGCCACCCUCAGCUCUGUGGCCAGCCCACUCACCUGCUUCCUCUCCAUAUUCCUGCCUAACAGGUCUCUGCCAUUCCUGGGGGCCAUCACCAUUCUGGGAACCGGCUUUGGGGCCUACAACAUGGCCAUGGCUGCACUGAGCCCUUGCCCCCUCCUCCAGGGCCACUGGGGAGGAGAAGUCCUCAUUGUGUUGUCCUGGGUGCUGUUCUCUGCCUGUCUCAGCUACAUCAAGGUCAUGCUGGGCGUGAUCCUGCGCGACCAGAGCCGCAGCGCCCUCGUGUGGUGUGGGGCGGCUGUGCAGCUGGGCUCACUGGUCGGGGCGCUGCUCAUGUUCCCUCUGGUCAACGUACUGAGGCUCUUCGUGUCUGCAGACUUCUGCAGCCUGGACUGCUCUGCCUAGGCGGCCCAUCGGUGACGCCUGGAAGCUAGGGGGAGGCGAGGGGCUGGCCAAGGUCACAGCCCUGCAGUGGGGAGCAGGGAGCAGAGCUCUAGCCUCGGGACCGUGAAUGGCACCAGUCUGGAUGGAGGCCU
Molecule: messenger RNA, 1610 nt
Organism: Octodon degus (degu)
Lineage: Eukaryota; Metazoa; Chordata; Mammalia; Rodentia; Octodontidae
Gene: Slc52a3
Product: solute carrier family 52 member 3
Exons: 5
Coding region: 97-1479 (460 amino acids)
Biological process (GO): riboflavin transport
Cellular component (GO): plasma membrane
Molecular function (GO): riboflavin transmembrane transporter activity
Source: RefSeq, a predicted model, not a curated record